AUGGAGAGGGACUCGAAAAUGUUAGGACUCGAGGACCGCCGAAUCCUCGAAAUAUUACGAGAAAAACACCCCGAGGUGUUUCUAAACAUCAAGCGGGAGGUCGCGUCUAGCGUGGCCCCCCCGUCCCACCCGUCGCGCGCGGCUUCACCGUGCGCCGCGAUUACCCCACCCGUAGCGGCGACACCUAGGUCGCCGAGUCCCCUUUCGCGCGCUGCCUCCGACGCCGCUUCCAUCCACAACGCCGUCUGCGUUCCCCCAACCCCUCCCUCCGCCGAGCAUUCGGACUCUCCUAUGUCCGAAUGCAAUUCUUCUUCCUCAUCGUCUGAUUCGGACGAUUCAUUCAAAACCGUCACCGGUAAGCGCAAGAAGAAGCGCUCCGCCCCUCAGGCCCUUCAGGCCUCUCCGCCCGCGAAGCGCAUUCUAGCGCCCGUCGCGCCCUCUUCCGGCCCUAAGCCGUUGAUGUCGCUCGUUAUCGAGCCCCCGUCCCCUUCGGUGGAGCCUCCGACUCCAUCCGUCGCGUCCCAGCGAGGACCAAAGCUCCCGCCACCCGUCGUCAUCCGCGACAAGGCCGUGUGGACUUCGGUCUCCGCUAGGUGCAUUCACAGUAUCCUAGACUAUAAUCGUAAGCAGAUCAAUUAUAAGGCUGGCCAGGCGCCAAGAGAAGCCGAUUUUAUUAAAAAACUAACAGUAUUGUUAACAUCUGUUGUACUGCGCUAUGAAUUUGUAUUUGGCAGCCCCGGGUAG
This is a messenger RNA of Leptosia nina, 744 nucleotides long. NCBI's taxonomy places the organism in Eukaryota, Metazoa, Arthropoda, Insecta, Lepidoptera, Pieridae. The record is from the annotation of a GenBank genome assembly.